Syzygium oleosum is the source of this 1743-nucleotide messenger RNA. RefSeq lists its product as uncharacterized. Lineage: Eukaryota; Viridiplantae; Streptophyta; Magnoliopsida; Myrtales; Myrtaceae. The transcript has 11 exons. Gene Ontology annotation, molecular function: protein binding. The coding region runs from base 1 to 1743 and encodes 580 amino acids. The record is from RefSeq and is a predicted model, not a curated record.
AUGUCCAGGAAAGUGCAAGUGUUGAAGUGGAGAGAGGGACAGAGGCGGAAAAGUCCGCGAGUCUAUGCCUUGGGCACGUGCAAGUCAUGGGGCACAAAUCAUACGGAUGACUCUGUUCGCAUUUCGCCACAAAAUGAUAUAACUGAGAAGAGAAAUGACUCCCAGGACCAGGAGGAGGGGCCAGCAUCUAGGACCAGAGCCAGGAACAAGAGAAAAUUGCCCACCCCUCAUGAUCACGACGUGACAGUUAGAAGCGGAAGAAGACUUGAAGAUCAUGAAGUUGAUAGAGAUGAGCAACAGGUGAUGCAGGAUCGGGCAAAGUCUAAACUUGCAGAUCGUGAUGGGAACAGAAACAAUGGCCUGCAAUCAGCUCAACGUCUCGAGUCGUCCUCAACACCAGAGAUGCCGGAAAAGCGUGUGCUAGAACUCGUUAUCGACACUUUACAAAGGAGAGACACUUAUGAGAUAUUCGGUGAACCAGUUGAUCCGACCGAGGUUGAGGAUUAUUACAAAAUCAUUGAAGAGCCUAUGGAUUUCGGAACCAUGAGAGCUAAACUUCAUGAGGGAAUGUAUAGUAGUCUUGAACAGUUUGAGCACGACGCAUUCUUAAUUACCAAAAACGCGAUGCGUUUUAAUCCGUCGGGCACCACUUACUUUAGACAGGCUCGAGCCAUCCACGAACUAGCAAAGCAGGUCUUUCAUCUCCUUAGAACCAAUCCAAAUGAUUUCGAAUUGCAAUUCUCGGAAACGAGAAGAGUGACUAGGAGAUCUCAGGCAGAAAUUAGGGGUCAAACUAAUAGUUCUUCUAGGAGAACUCAUAAGAACGUGAGGUCGAGUCGGGACAUAUCAUCGAAGGCCUUCCAAUCUUCAACAGGUCCAUCGAAUCUCAGGAACGUCUCGAUGAACUCUAGGAGCUGUGGUACUGCUAGUCUUGUGCAAGCAUCAAAUGGACCAAAUCUUGGUUACAGCAGAGACUGGGGACAACAAUCCAGCCUUCCUGAUGCGGAUCGGCGUUCUUCGUACAGGCCUUGGACAUCCCUCCUCAAUGGAAGCGAUCCCACAAGCAAAACAAUCGGGCGUGUACAGCCACUGAUGCACGUGAAGCAACAGGAUAUUGGCUACAGAGAGAGUCUGGUGUUGUUCUCCAAGGGCUUAGGACAGGCCGCGCAGAAUAUAGUCGAGAGGAAGUUGCGAGCAUUGGACUCGGCAUUAGGCAUGUCUCGGCCGGAUGUUCCGGAAUCCCUGAGGGAGAACCGCGUCUCGCAAUCCUCGCCAUCCUCGCUCCAGAAGAACAAGAGCAGUGUCUGCGCAACUGCCGGCACAACGGAAAUUUCAAGAUCACACAACCAGAGAGAUUUGUGUCCGGGGAUCAGUAAACUGUGCGAUGUCGGAGCAGCAUCAAAAACUGACCGACCGGAGCAUGCGACUUCUCAGUUCUUAUUCGACUUAUCGUACCUAAAGGCGAAGCUCGACCAGAUGAUCUCUUCAGGCCCGGAAAGAUCAGCUCAGCCAGGUCUCCAAGCCGAGAAGCCCUCUUCCAACGAAAAUGUCUACCGGCGAUCUUUGAUCUGCGAGAAGGAGCUGAACAUCCAUUGCUAUAGUCGCAAGCGACGAGGAUCGCCCUUCGAUCCGGGUCAUCACGGCGAUUCGACCCUUCAACCGGAACAAACCAUGCAUAACGAAAUGCCGCCUCGCCUUGCCAAGUAUGGAAGCAUACACAGCGAACAUAAGACUUGUUUGUGA